Eremothecium gossypii ATCC 10895 is the source of this 585-nucleotide messenger RNA. It is a transcript of the gene MOG1, whose product is annotated as Ran GTPase-binding protein MOG1. The record is from RefSeq and is marked provisional. The transcript has a single exon. Bases 1 to 585 code for a protein of 194 amino acids. Gene Ontology annotation, biological process: protein import into nucleus. Gene Ontology annotation, cellular component: nucleus. Gene Ontology annotation, molecular function: guanyl-nucleotide exchange factor activity; small GTPase binding. Lineage: Eukaryota; Fungi; Ascomycota; Saccharomycetes; Saccharomycetales; Saccharomycetaceae.
AUGUUUGUGCAACAACCACUCUACGGGGGCAAGAUCAGCACGGUUAUACCGCACGGCUUCCUCGAUGCGUCCGCCUUGCGCGAGGUGCCGGACACGCAGGAGGUGUUUGUCAAUAACAGGGACGCGCCCGGCGCGGACGGCCUCGGCACCAACGAGAGCGUGAUCGUCGACCUGCUGGAGCGCGCAGACGACGAUGACGAAGCCGCGCUGCGCACGCACCUAGAGGACGUUGCGCUGCGCAACGGCAGCGGCGCAUGGCGGCUGCUGUGUUGCGAGCGCGCCGGGCCGCGCACCACGUGCGUGGCCCUCGCACCGGUGCUCAAGUGGGGCCAGGUCGCGCGCGCAGAGACGCUGGUGCUGUGCUUCGGGCUGCUGCGGCUGCCGCACGUCGCUACGGACGUGGCGAUCAGCGUCAACUGCCCGGUUGAGGGCGCGGAGCUCGCAGACGCCGAGCGCGCCGCAGCCUCAGCGGCUGUGGGCACGCCCGCGGCCCUGCCGCCGCGCGUGGACGCCUGCUACCGCCUGCUGCGAUCGAUGGUGAGCGAGUUCAAGCUGCUGGACGAGGGCCUGUUUGUACAGUCGUAG